Carassius auratus (goldfish) is the source of this 978-nucleotide messenger RNA. Its product is annotated as sulfotransferase 6B1-like. Bases 36 to 944 code for a protein of 302 amino acids. Gene Ontology annotation, molecular function: sulfotransferase activity. The record is from RefSeq and is a predicted model, not a curated record. NCBI's taxonomy places the organism in Eukaryota, Metazoa, Chordata, Actinopteri, Cypriniformes, Cyprinidae. The transcript has 7 exons.
UCUGAACCUCACCGGGACGAGAAUCCACCGCCAAGAUGAGUCAACUACCAGCUAUAAAUCAAUUAAAGUCUACUAUGGAGAGGGCAGCUAAGAUGAAGGAUGAAGACAAGCUUUACAAGCGAGAGGGAAUCCUGUACUCCUCGAUCCUCAGCCCUCCAGAGACCCUGGACAAGUUAAAAGAGCUGGAGGCCAGAGAGGAUGACCUUAUCCUGGUGGCAUACCCUAAAUGUGGUUUUAACUGGAUGCUGUCAGUCUUGAGUAAAAUCUUGAAUGCUUCCACUGGGAAGAAUGAGAUCCAGCUUGAAAGACUCCCUCUGGUUGAGUUUUUACCUCCAGAUGUUCAAGAGAAACUGGCUGAAAUGCCACCACGGAGGCUUCUGGGAACUCAUCUGCACCCUGACAACAUCCCUCCCUCGUUCUUUACUAAGAAACCAAAGAUUCUGGUGGUGUUCAGAAACCCGAAAGACACACUCGUCUCUUACUAUCAUUUCAUGAACAAGAACCCGGCUCUGCCCAACGCUGGGCCGUGGGACAAGUUCUUCUCAGACUUCAUGGCUGGUGAAGUUGCCUGGGGCUCUUAUUUUGAUCACGCUCUCGCCUGGGAGAAACGUCUAGACGACCCAAACGUGAUGAUCGUGACGUAUGAGGAACUGAAAGAGAACCUGUCAGAAGGUGUGAAGAACAUCUCAGGGUUCUUCAAGCUUCCUCUGACCGAUGAGCAGGUCAGCAGCAUCGCUGGAGAAAGUACGUUCAGCGCCAUGCUGGAAAACUCCCAGAAGUCUCAUGGCAAUAUGGGCAGCAUCUUCUUCAGGAAAGGUGAGGUGGGCGACUGGAAGAAUCAUUUUUCUGAUGCCCAGAGCAAACAGAUGGACGAGCUCUUCCAAGCCAAACUAGCUGGAACAAAUCUCGGAGCCAGACUGAAGUAUGACCUUUACUGCCAAUAAAUGAGACGACACCACGAGAGCCAGCGGACAGAGA